Molecule: messenger RNA, 918 nt
Organism: Laccaria bicolor S238N-H82
Lineage: Eukaryota; Fungi; Basidiomycota; Agaricomycetes; Agaricales; Hydnangiaceae
Exons: 12
Coding region: 1-918 (305 amino acids)
Source: RefSeq, a predicted model, not a curated record
AUGGAUGAGCUCCUGGAAGCCCAUCUGAACGACGAUGCAGUGCGUGAGGACGUCGCAGAGCUGAUUGAGAGUCCGCUCGGGAGGGCCAUUGGUAGGGAGAUGGAUCCACCGCUUCAAAAUACGGUGUCCAGGACAUGCAACUUUCGAGAAAACGAGGGUGGUGAGGAGUGGGGACCUCAGGAGUCUUUUGAAGGCCUCGGUCAAAAGUAUGUGUUCCCAGGUAUCGGGGGGUCGAACGUCCAAAAUACAGAUGCAGUCGGCGCACGAGCCGGACGGUGGAAAAGAGAUAUCGUUGGCAAGAUGGGAGAAAGGCCUUGCAACCUCCGUCUCUGGGGGGAACUUCAUGUCCUUCCACAUGGCACAUAUGCGUAUUGGACAUCCACGAACGUAGCGCAGCGCGUGAAGUUGCCAAUGGCAUGGGAACCACCCCGAAUUCUCCCAAUCGAUGAUCCCACUAAGCCUCCCAUUGUGAACAAGGAUGUUCUGCCACCGCAAAUUACGGUGGACCCAUACGAUGCGGUCGGCCUCGACUGUAUUUUUAUUGCAAACGAUCGAAUCGAAGAGACGUGGGAUUGGGAGGUCAAGGCCGCUGGCAUUGAGGAAGCGCAGGGCAUCUGCCUCAAGCGUUCUUCAGUCUUGAUGAGCAGGGGAAUACCAAACCGAAAAAGGCGAAUGCGAGGAUGGUUGGAGGGGCCACGAUGCCAAGCUCAGCAUCUGUAUCUCGCACUCCGUCGAAUUGCAAGGAUACAAGUAAGGCAGUGGAAGUACCUUAUGCCCAGUAUUAAUGGUGAUAUGGUGAAUUACUUUGGAGGUCGUGGUACAAUGCGUGAGGAUAUCACAGAGCUGGUUCAAGAUUUGUUCAGUGGGAUUAUUCCUGGGUACCACGUCCCUGAACCCGCCCACCUUCGUCGCGCCUGA